Molecule: messenger RNA, 1131 nt
Organism: Diatraea saccharalis (sugarcane borer)
Lineage: Eukaryota; Metazoa; Arthropoda; Insecta; Lepidoptera; Crambidae
Source: the annotation of a GenBank genome assembly
AUGAGUUGUAUAGCAGCUAAUAAUUUUUUGUUAAUCGUUGCAAGGGACUUACACCUUGACUGUUAUAACCACAAAGAACAUAGUUACUUUGAUAUCUCAAAGAAGCCGGAGGAAAAUGAUGAUCACAUUUGUGAUAUUACAUUAUCAUCGGAUAACAAAUAUUUAGCAAUAAUAACUUCAGUUUCAAAAAAGCUCAUCAUCUACGACUUACCACAAAUGACAGAAUUUAAGUGUUUCAUACUGCCAAGGAGCGCUAGCAAGAUUAGAUUCUCCUCAGAUAAUGCCAACAUUUUAGUAGCUGAUAAAAGUGGUGACGUUUUAAUUUACGAUUUCAUAGAUGGUAAUUCAGGCACUAAACUUCUAGGCCAUUUGAGUUUACUUUUAGAUGUGUUACAAACCUAUAACAACAAAUACAUAAUAACAUGUGACAGAGAUGAAAAAAUCCGAGUUUCUUGUUAUCCUAAUACAUAUAAUAUACAAACAUAUUGUUUGGGACAUAAAGAGUUUGUAAAUCACAUAGAAAUUUUGCCUCAUAAUGACAAAUUCUUGACAAGUUCUUCUGGCGAUGGCACUGUUAUAUGUUGGGACUAUGAAAAUGGUAAACUUUGUUACACUAUCAAUGCUUAUCUUGAUGUUGAUGACAAUAAACUCAGUGAAAAUUUCUACAAAAUAAUGGAUGAAGAGGGUGUAGAGAUAUCAAGGUUGCCCAUAGUUCAUUAUACUAUUACAAAACUUGAUAAAAAGUCAAGCUUGAUUGCCUCAAUGAUACAUAGUUUUAAUAAAAUUCUAAUUUAUAAGUUGGAAACAAAUGAUAACCAGUUCAAACAUCAAAAAGAAGAAAUGCUACUGCUCAAGAGGUUUCCUGCUGCAAUGGUGUUCAUCAAAGGUGCUUUGCUUUUAUAUGAUGAUGUUGAUUAUAUAGUUUCAAUUAUGUCAAUUAUAAAUUGUAAUGAUAAAAUAACUUUUCAGAUAGACAAAAAGAUAACAAUGUUUGAGGAUAAAAUUGUCACUUUCAAUUCUAGGUUAAGUUUAGAUGCUAUAAAAAUAUUAUACAAAAGGAAAUUUGAUAAUGUACAAGAAUAUCAGGAAAGGAAAAAACAGAGAAUUGAAAAAUUAUCAAAACUAAUUUAA